UUAAGAAGCGAACGUUAACAAAAAAAGGAAAAGAAAAAGGUUGCGGUAGUCUCUCCCCGCGUUGCCUCUCUGUCUUCUCUUUCUCAACACCCCACUACCCUUCCAAAAGCAAAACCAAGCCUCUCUGUAUCUACAAAAAAGGAACACAGCGCAUCUCCUAUCUGCUGGCGACAGAGCGAGAGAGUUGGAGAAGUUAGAGGCUGAGAUAAACAAAAGGCACAUGUGCCUCCUCCUGGUUACUUUGUCCGUCUGGAGAAUACUAGUUCAGAAGAUAAUCUAUAUCCAAGCAAGAAAUCCAAGAUGCGUAGGUGGCUCUGCUGUACAUGUCAAGUAGAAGAGUCUUACCCCUCGAAUGAAAACGAGAACCUGAAGAGUCCAAGGAAUCAUGCAGAUGUUGAGCACCAAAAAGGCGCUAAGGUGGCAGCUCCUGUCAAAUCUGAAGUUCAUAAGCCAGAACUACCUAUUGAAGUGCCUUCUUUGCCUCUAGAUGAACUGAAAGAAAAGACUGAUAAUUUCGGAUCGAAGGCCUUGAUCGGUGAAGGAUCAUAUGGUAGAGUCUAUUUUGCAAAUUUAAGUAAUGGGAAAACUGUGGCAGUGAAAAAGCUUGAUGUUUCAUCUGAACCUGAGUCAAAUACUGAUUUUUUGGCACAGGUUUCUAUGGUUUCAAGAUUGAAGCAUGGAAAUCUUGUUGAGCUGCUUGGUUACUGUGUAGAGGGAAACCUCCGUGUGCUUGCGUAUGAAUUUGCAACCAUGGGAUCUUUACAUGACAUAUUGCAUGGUAGGAAGGGAGUUCAAGGGGCACAACCAGGUCCAACGCUUGACUGGAUGCAGCGUGUUAGAAUUGCAGUUGAUGCAGCUAGGGGAUUGGAAUAUUUACAUGAGAAGGUUCAACCCUCUGUAAUUCACAGAGAUAUCAGAUCUAGCAAUGUGCUUCUCUUUGAAGACUUUAAAGCCAAGAUUGCAGAUUUUAACCUUUCAAAUCAGGCUCCGGACAUGGCUGCUCGCCUCCAUUCUACUCGAGUUUUGGGAACCUUCGGUUAUCACGCUCCAGAGUAUGCUAUGACGGGACAGUUGACUCAGAAGAGUGAUGUCUACAGUUUUGGGGUUGUUCUUCUAGAGCUUCUUACUGGGAGGAAACCUGUUGAUCAUACCAUGCCUCGGGGACAACAGAGUCUUGUGACUUGGGCUACUCCAAGGUUGAGCGAAGACAAGGUCAAACAGUGUGUGGAUCCAAAACUGAAGGGAGAAUAUCCUCCUAAAGGAAUUGCUAAGCUGGCAGCUGUGGCAGCACUGUGCGUGCAGUAUGAAGCUGAGUUCCGGCCAAAUAUGAGCAUUGUUGUCAAGGCUCUGCAGCCACUUCUGAAACCUCCGGCCCCAGCUCCAGUGACUUGAGAAAAUAAACUUAGUUUUUUUUUUUUUGUUUUGCAAUUUCUGCUUGUGCAGUUUGGUUGAAUUUCUCUGCGGAUUUCAUCAAUUUUUUACAUAUCUUUUUUAAAUUUUAAUGAAUGAGAUUGAACGGGCAGGACUGGAUUGGCCUCAUAAUUCCCAUUGCUAACUUCUCUGUGUUGUUGGUACUGCAUUUGGUGCUAAGUCUGCGGGGUCAUAAAUUGACAAAGGGAUUGGGUUUCAUGGGUAUGUUCAUCUCUGGAUGUAUUUUUUGCCCGUUCGUGUUUGUCGUAUAAAAUGGGCUCUCCUUGUAUGUAUUGUCUUCUCCUGUUUAUUACACUGGUUGAGCUCAGGCUCGACUCAAAGUGGACAUAUUUGUAUUCAGUCUUGUUUCUUGCCGAAAUUCGUUUAUUUAGAGUAAUUAUUAGGCGUUUCUGGU
This is a messenger RNA of Juglans microcarpa x Juglans regia, 1825 nucleotides long. Its product is annotated as PTI1-like tyrosine-protein kinase 1. Gene Ontology annotation, molecular function: protein tyrosine kinase activity; ATP binding. The transcript has 9 exons. The record is from RefSeq and is a predicted model, not a curated record. NCBI's taxonomy places the organism in Eukaryota, Viridiplantae, Streptophyta, Magnoliopsida, Fagales, Juglandaceae. The coding region runs from base 301 to 1392 and encodes 363 amino acids. Gene Ontology annotation, biological process: protein phosphorylation.